Molecule: messenger RNA, 1743 nt
Organism: Pipistrellus nathusii (Nathusius's pipistrelle)
Lineage: Eukaryota; Metazoa; Chordata; Mammalia; Chiroptera; Vespertilionidae
Source: the annotation of a GenBank genome assembly
AUGGCUUUCCAUGUGGAAGGACUAGUAGCUAUCAUCCUGUUCUACCUUCUGAUAUUGGCCGUUGGAAUAUGGGCUGCCUGGAAAACCAAAAACAGCGGCAGCGCAGAGGAGCGCAGGGAAGCCAUCAUAGUUGGUGGCCGAGACAUCGGCCUGCUGGUGGGCGGCUUCACCAUGACAGCCACCUGGGUUGGAGGAGGUUACAUCAAUGGGACAGCUGAAGCAGUGUAUGUACCAGAUUAUGGUCUAGCUUGGGCUCAGGCACCAAUUGGAUAUUCUCUCAGUCUGAUUUUAGGUGGUCUGUUUUUUGCAAAACCUAUGCGUUCCAGGGGCUAUGUGACCAUGUUAGACCCAUUUCAGCAGAUCUAUGGCAAACGCAUGGGCGGCCUCCUAUUUAUUCCUGCACUAAUGGGAGAAAUGUUCUGGGCAGCAGCCAUCUUCUCUGCCUUAGGAGCCACUAUCAGUGUGAUUAUUGACGUCAAUGUACAUAUUUCUGUCAUCGUUUCUGCACUCAUUGCCAUUCUGUACACCUUGGUGGGCGGUCUCUAUUCUGUGGCCUACACAGACGUUGUACAGCUCUUUUGUAUUUUCAUAGGACUGUGGAUCAGCGUCCCUUUCGCACUGUCACAUCCUGCAGUUACAGACAUUGGGUUUACGUCUACACAUGCCAAAUACCAGGCUCCUUGGCUGGGCACUAUUGAAUCAUUUGAAGUCUACACCUGGCUUGACAGUUUUCUGUUGUUGAUGUUGGGUGGAAUCCCAUGGCAAGCCUACUUCCAGAGAGUCCUCUCUUCAUCCUCAGCCACCUACGCUCAGGUGCUAUCCUUCCUGGCAGCUUUUGGAUGCCUGGUGAUGGCUAUACCAUCUAUACUCAUCGGGGCCAUUGGAGCGUCAACAGACUGGAACCAGACUGCAUAUGGGAUGCCAGAUCCCAAAAGCAAUGAAGAAGCAGACAUGAUUUUACCAAUUGUUCUGCAGUAUCUUUGCCCUGUGUACAUUUCUUUCUUCGGUCUUGGUGCAGUUUCUGCUGCUGUUAUGUCAUCAGCAGAUUCUUCUAUCUUGUCAGCAAGUUCAAUGUUUGCUCGAAACAUCUACCAGCUCUCAUUCAGACAAAAUGCAUCAGACAGAGAAAUCGUGUGGGUCAUGCGAAUCACAGUGUUUGUGUUUGGAGCUUCUGCAACAGCUAUGGCACUGCUCACAAAGACCGUUUACGGGCUCUGGUACCUCAGCUCAGACCUCGUGUACAUCAUCAUCUUCCCGCAGCUUCUCUGUGUGCUCUUCGUCAAGGGAACCAACACGUAUGGAGCUGCUGCAGGUUAUGUUUCUGGCCUCUUCCUGAGAAUAACUGGCGGGGAGCCAUAUCUGUACCUGCAGCCCUUGUUCUUUUAUCCCGGCUAUUACUCUGAUAAGAAUGGCAUAUUCAAUCAGAGAUUCCCCUUUAAAACUCUGGCCAUGGUGACCUCAUUCUUAACCAACAUUGGCAUUUCUUAUCUAGCCAAAUAUCUAUUUGAAAGUGGAACCUUGCCACCAAAAUUAGAUGUAUUUGAUGCUGUUGUUGCAAGGCAUAGUGAAGAAAACAUGGAUAAGACCAUUCUGGUCAAAAAUGAAAAUAUUAAAUUAGAUGAACUUACACCUGUGAAGCCCCGACAGAGCAUAACUCGCAGCUCAACUUUCACCAACAAGGAGGCUUUCCUUCACAUGGAUUCCAGUCCUGAAGGGUCUGGGGCUGAGGAUAAUUUACAAUAG